AUGUCUUCAACAUCACAAACAUCUUAUAAGCUUACACGAUUACGGAUAGUUAAUUCAAAAAAUUCUAUGGAUGAAGGAGAGAAGAGGAAAAGAAGAAGCAAAAUAAUUGAGAAAGCUAAAUUAUCAGUUUCAUCAUAUGAUACAACAUGGGUGGCUAUGGUUCCUUCUAAGGAAUCAAAACAGAAGCCAAUGUUUCCAAAAUGCUUGGAAUGGAUUAUGGAUAAUCAGCAAUGUGAUGGAUCAUGGUGCCAUCAUCCAUACCAUCCAUUGCUUGUUAAGGAUUAUCUUUCUUCUACUUUGGCUUCUAUUCUAGCUCUUCACAAGUGGAAACUUGGCCCAUCACUCAUCAAGAGAGGUUUAGAAUUCAUUGAGGCUAAUUAUUGGGCUGCCGUUGAUGAAAGACAAUUAACACCAAUUGGAUUUGACAUUAUAUUUCCUGCCAUGAUCGAACUUGCAAUAGAAUAUGGAUUAGAGCUUCCUUUUCAUCAUGAAAUACUUAAUGUAUUGUUGGAGAAGAGAGAAAAUGAAAUCGCAAGGUGUGAAUUAGAAGGAGACACGUCACAUCUUGCAUAUUUAAUAGAAGGACUUGGAAAAAAAUGUAAGUGGAAAGAGAUAAGCAUACAUCAAAGAAGUAACGGGUCAUUUUUUAAUUCACCGUCAGCAACAGCAGCUGCUUUGUUUCACAAUCAUAAUCAACAAUGUUAUGAUUAUUUAACAUCCCUCUUCAAGAAUUUCAAUCGUGCAGCUCCCACAAUUUAUCCACUGGAAAUAUAUAGCCAACUCCGUGCAGUAGACAAUCUUCAAAAGUUAGGAAUUGAUGAUAGAUAUUUCAAAACAGAAAUAGAUACUAUUUUGGAUAAUAUAUAUGGGUAA
Mercurialis annua (annual mercury) is the source of this 873-nucleotide messenger RNA. Its product is annotated as cis-abienol synthase, chloroplastic-like. NCBI's taxonomy places the organism in Eukaryota, Viridiplantae, Streptophyta, Magnoliopsida, Malpighiales, Euphorbiaceae. The record is from RefSeq and is a predicted model, not a curated record. The transcript has 6 exons. The coding region runs from base 1 to 873 and encodes 290 amino acids. Gene Ontology annotation, biological process: diterpenoid biosynthetic process. Gene Ontology annotation, molecular function: terpene synthase activity; magnesium ion binding.